Molecule: messenger RNA, 1165 nt
Organism: Poecile atricapillus (Black-capped chickadee)
Lineage: Eukaryota; Metazoa; Chordata; Aves; Passeriformes; Paridae
Product: sperm acrosome-associated protein 9-like
Exons: 5
Coding region: 543-1115 (190 amino acids)
Cellular component (GO): ciliary base; acrosomal vesicle; sperm flagellum
Source: RefSeq, a predicted model, not a curated record
UUCAGGACAAACUUCCCGCGGUCGGACACGCGCCCAUGAGGCUCCAGAGGAGCCCGCAGCGAUGCCCCUCCCCGCCUCCCCCGUCCCGGGCCGGCCACCCCGAGCAGCGGAGCGGCUGGCGGGCGGUCCCCGUUCACCUGCAGGAGCUGGAAGAGCCCCCGCUCCUCCGCGUAGGCGCCCGCGGGCGGCGGCCAGGGCCGGGCUGGGUCCUGCAUGGGCGCCUCCGCCAUGGCUGCCCCUAGCAACGUGAGGCGUUGCUAAGGAGACGUCAUCGCUGCGCGCCGGGAGCGGCCUCGCGCCGCACGGGGGCGUGGCCAGCGCCGGCUGAACGGCGCCGGGAGCGGCCGAACGUCAUCGGGCGCCGACGGUUGCCGGGGAGACGGCGGCGCGGUUGCCGCGGCAACGGCGGGGCUGAGGGCCCGCGCUCAGCGCUGUCCGCCCGCUCAUCCCGCCCAGAGCGGCCGCCCCGCCAGCCCGGCCCCUCCCGGGGAGCUGCCGCACCGCCGCCGCCCGCACACCGGCCGAUCCAGAAAUAAGAAAACAUGGAUGAAGUCGUGGAGACCCUAAAAAAGAUCGAGCAGAACUACAAGCUCUUCCAGCAGCAGCAGUUCUCAUUUAUCAGAGCACUGGAACACACCCGGGAGGAAGCCCACGACUCCUUCAGACCUGUGUCAUCCAUCAUCCAGGUACAGUGCUACAAGGACCACCACUGUUACAAUGCCACAGACAGGCGCAUCCUCAACAUGUUCAUCUCCAUCUGCAACGAUCUCCGCAACCUCUGCCAGAAGCUGGGAACGGUGCAUCCUGGGGACAGCGUGUCCAACGGCCUUGUGGAGAAGUGCAAAGUGCUCCUCAAUGACAGCAACGACCUCACAGCCAUCCGAGCCACCUACCCCCACGGUGUUGUGAACUACCUGAGCUGGGAAGAAGCCAGGAAUCGCUAUGGAGGGGUGGUGAGCCUCAUCCCCAUCGUUAUAGACACCAUGAGGGAGUGGAUAACAUACAUGAAGAGCCACCUUCUGCCUAAUGAAAGAGAAUGCAAGAGGUGCAAGUAUGAAGAUCCUCGUUUGAAAAAUAAAGCUCCUUGGGUUCCACCAGGCAAAAAUACCUAUUAAAGGAUCAAAACUCCUGCAUCAUCUGCUCACCUACUUUAACCUAAUAGCUG